Syngnathus acus (greater pipefish) is the source of this 2319-nucleotide messenger RNA. RefSeq names its product G-protein-signaling modulator 2-like. Gene Ontology annotation, molecular function: GTPase regulator activity; protein binding. The transcript has 16 exons. The coding region runs from base 186 to 2246 and encodes 686 amino acids. NCBI's taxonomy places the organism in Eukaryota, Metazoa, Chordata, Actinopteri, Syngnathiformes, Syngnathidae. The record is from RefSeq and is a predicted model, not a curated record.
AGGAGUGGCUUUCCAAACUUCUGCCUCCCGUCCCGAGCCAAACGACGAGUCGAGCAGCGACAGUAGUCUGUCUUCCUUCUUCCAGAUAGAUCUCGCUCUAAACACCUGGGCAAAAAUACGACGCUUGAGGACUACAAGAAAAAAAGGCAUUGUUAACAAGCUGAGACAAGCCACAGACAGAACCCAUGGCACGGAUGGAGUCCUCGUGUCUGGAGCUGGCCUUGGAAGGCGAAAGGCUCUGUAAGGCGGCCAAUUAUCGUGCCGGCGUGUCUUUCUUUGAGUCUGCCAUCCAGGUUGGAACGGAGGACCUCCAAAUCCUCAGCGCCAUCUACAGCCAGCUCGGCAACGCUUACUUUCACUUGCAGGAGUAUAACAAAGCCUUGGAGUACCAUCGGCACGAUCUCACGCUUACCAGGACAAUCGGCGAUGAAGUCGGCGAGGCCAAAGCCAGCGGCAACCUCGGGAACACAUUAAAGCUUCUAGGGCGCUAUAAUGAAGCCGUGGUUUGCUGCCAAAGACAUUUAGACAUCGCCAGAGCCAUGUGUGACAAGGUUGGGCAGGCCCGAGCGCUGUAUAAUUUUGGGAACGUCUACCACGCCAAGGGUAAAAGCAUCUGCUGGUCGGGGACAGAGCCAGGAGAGUUUCCAGAGGAAGCCAGGAUCGCCCUGAGGAAAGCUUCACAGUACUAUGAGGCAAAUCUGUGCUUGGUGAAGGAGUUGGGAGAUCAUGCGGCCCAGGGUCGCACCUAUGGGAACCUUGGCAAUACCUAUUAUCUGCUGGGCGACUUUGAAACUGCGGUCGCAGCACAUGAAAAGCGCCUUCUUAUUGCCAAAGAAUUUGGAGACAAGUCUGCUGAAAGGAGGGCGCACUGUAACCUUGGCAAUGCUCAUAUAUUCCUUAGCCAGUUUGAAGUGGCGGCCGGUCAUUACAAGAGGACUCUGCAGCUGGCCAGGCUUUUGAAGGACAAGGCGGUGGAGGCCCAAGCCUGUUACAGUCUGGGCAACACCUACACACUCCUUCAGGACUAUGAGAGAGCCAUUGAUUAUCACCUCAAACAUUUGCUCAUUGCUCAGGAGCUCAACGACAGGAUCGGUGAAGGAAGGGCAUACUGGAGUCUAGGAAACGCCCACACCGCCCUGGGGAACCACGAGCAAGCUAUGCACUUUGCAGAAAAACAUCUGGAAAUUGCCAAAGAGACUGGAGACCAAAGUGGUGAGGCGACUGCACGGAUGAAUUUGUCCGACCUCCGGCUAGUCGUGGGUCUGAAGUCCAACAUCUAUCCCAACAUCUUCAGCAAAACACACACUCCUCUGUCAGCUAGCCACCAGAGUUACCUCAACAUGUCGGGGAGAAAGUCCCCAUCAAGGAGGCAAGGCAGUACAGAGACCCUGGACAGUCCAAGUCAAAGUGGAGAUUUAACCUUGCAUUCGAACUGGGAGGAAGAUAGACUCUCGAGGACUUCCAAAAAUAACACCAUAAAGGCUUCCACUAAGCUCUUCCUCUUCCACCGACUAAAAAGCAAGAAGCAUAAAAGCAACACAUUUCCAAAAGAGCAGCCUGAAAAGAUGUCGGAGCGCUCAUUGCCUGAUUUGGACCCGCCGCUGUCUCCAAAGCCAGCAUCACACGAUACCAUCGGGGAGGACGGCUUUUUCGACCUCCUCUCUCGUUUCCAGGGCAACCGAAUGGAUGACCAAAGGUGCUCUCUUUUAGACGGCUCAAGGCAUCAGCCUGCCACUUCCUCUCCCUCAUCUAGCCCACCUCUAGCUGAAAGGAAAUCUAUACUGGCUUGCGAAACACCAUUGCAGGAUCCUGCUCAUUUCCUGGAGCUGCUGGCCAGCUCCCAGGCCCGUCGUCUGGACGACCAACGAGUCAGCCUGAGCCAUUUUCCUGGCUUGAGACUCAGCACCUGCGACCGGCCCAGUACACCCUCCACCUCCAGCGAAAACCAAGACCCUUUGCAAGCCCCCAGUUCCAGUGCCGAUCCGGCUCACACACCCUCCCAAUACAGCUGCAUCCAGACCACCCUUAACCAGCCCGAGGGGGACGAUGUCUUCUUUGACAUGCUAGUCAAGUGCCAGGGUUCCAGACUGAAUGACCAAAGGUGUGCGGCUCCUCCCUCUGCCACACGAGGCCCAACUGUCCCAGAUGAGGAUUUCUUUAGUCUCAUUUUACGUUCACAAUCAAACAGGAUGGAGGAACAGCGGGUUGUGCCGCCGUCUGACGUCAGUCCGUCCAAACCAGACUGAUGUCAUGGAACAACUCCAUUUUAUUUAUUUUUUUAACUUGUAGGAUUUAAAAUGCUGACCGUCUGACCUCCCU